CGCACGACCUUGGUGAGGCUCGAGGUGGCGGUCCUGAUCCACGCGGCCGGUGAGAGCGCUCGCCGCAGUGGUGGCUUGAGGACUGAAGCCGAACGCUCGGGCCGGUGGAUUGGGCUUGAGGACGAGGCAGAGCACGAGCCGACGCUGGAUGGGAGCCGUUGGAUGGCAGGCGCCCGGGGCACACUUUAUCAGGCCGACUGUAAAUCGUUUAUUCAAUCGGUUUUGUAAUGGCCGCCCCAAAUGUCCAAUGCACCCCUGCAAAUUUUGGCUUGUGCGUGCAUGGUGCCCAGCCGGCGUGCUAUGCGUGUUGGAUGGAUGACUGAGGGCGCGCGCGGCCGGCCGGCUGCCCGGCAUGUGUGCUGUCCGUGCGUGUUGACUCAGCUAAUUGGUCAGCUCAAGAGAGAGUCAAUGGCCGAAUGACUGAAUGCCCAGUCCAUCUCUAUCAAUUGCAAAAUUGGCACACCUAUCAUUUGUGGAGUGACAUUGAUUUGUCAAGAGUUAUUGAAAGGCCAGGAAUCAUCUUCCCCUCAACCAGAUCCAUGUUCUUUGACUCACUUUUCCAUCAAGAUCAUAUACUUUUAACCAUCUUGCCCUCAACCAGAUUCAUGUUCUUUGACUCACUUCUCCAUCAAGGCAACUAUUUCUCUCAAACUGCAAGAAAUUAUGGUAGACUUGUAGUGACGUCUGUGGGCGCGUUAAGGUGGCUGCAUUGUUGACCAUGGUAGAGAUCUGGAGAGGAGGAGGCUGCGCGGCGACAAUGGCCACAGUAAUUCUUGCGCACUGAGCCACCUCUUGUUAAGUCCCUUGUUCAAACACAUGGUAUUUUUGUUCUUCCUUUGUUUAUUUUGCUUUAUUUUGGUGUAAGAGAUAAACAAAAUAACCAACUAGGCUUGCCCACUAUUUUGGUGUAAGAGAUAAACAAAAUAACCAACACAUGGUAUUUUUGUUCUUCCUUUGUUUAUUUUUGCUUUAUUUUUGGCAAUAUAAAUGUUGGUGAUUCAUCUUCAGAUAUCUUUGCUGCUCUUUUUCGUACCACACUACCGAUGCAAUAGGUCACUAUGAACCUGACAUGUCAUGCCUUAUUGAUCGGUGAGCACCAUAUCUGGUACUAGAUCACUGCUAUUAACGAUGCUGCGAUUGCAUCUUUAGUUCCUGCUGCUAAAUUGGAACUAUUUAUAUUUUGUCGCACAUGAGGCUUUGCAAGGCAUUGUUGCAACCACCCAUUGGCUGUACUUUGUUUGAUAUACUCUACAGGAGUGCUCUAAAUCAAGUUUUGAAAUUUUUAUUUCAUCAAUUAUAAAACAUUUAGGGAUAUUUCUCAAUGGUUUACAUAGGGUCAGUUGUGAUUCCUUACCGCAUCGAAUCUGAUCUGCUAUUUUUUCACAUCCUCCAUUUUUAGGGUUUUUUUAGUUUUCUCCUCUGUUUUGCGCAUAUUAUAUAGUACUUGACACUCCUUUCUCUAUAUGGUUUUUACACAAUGCUUUAGUUUUCCAUAGUUGCCUUGCAUCCUAACAUGUCUCAAGGUGUAUUUCUUUCCUUCAUCUUGCUAUUAGGAAUUUGGCGACGCCUCUUUGAUUCACUCUUAUGUUCUUUCCAUUUCUUUCGUCAUGUCAUAUGCUCCAGGAUGUCUUACCUGACCAUGUAUGUACCACUCUUUAUUUUUUUUAUAAAGUUGUAUGAAACCCCCCUCUGCAAAAAACACAUGAAAACUUUGAUCUUGCAAGGAACCUUUGUUUUCCAGAUAUAGUUUCUGUGAAAAAUAGGUCAAAAUCCAUAAGAUCCACAUACAUAGACUUCAUAAGGUGAAGAUGCCAUUAGUAGUUAACCUCCACUGGAGACAUCAACCUAGAAUCCAAAUGUGUCCAACUGAGGAAUUGGAUGUUCAAAGGGCUAGCCCCAAGAACAUAAGCCACUGAAUCCUCUUUUAUGAAGACAAUAUUAUACAUGGUCGGGGAUUGUAAAGCUAAUGGAGUGUCACCCAACCAGAUAUCUUUCCAAAAACUCGUUGAUUGGCCGUCAACAACCUAAAUCCCCUCUUGAAAAAAGGAUGACUUGACCUUCAUCAAGCCCCUCCAAAACACUGAAUCGGUAGGCUUAGCAUCUACUUGGGUAACGUUUUGGAGUACAGAUAUUUGUUAUGGAGCAACUCUUGCCAAACAUGUUCCUAGGAGCGUAUACUACAAUAUGAAGAACAGGGGAAUAGGUGAGGAGAAGAGUAGAAAAGGAAAUUAGCUCACCUGCAAUGUGGUUAUUACGUGAUGGCAGGUAGUGCAUGUGCGCAGACAGAUCUCAGCCCCAGUGCAGGUUGAUUCCCUCUUAUUUUGUUUCUUACCUCAGCUGCUUCAGAGCACCUUGCAGUAGUUUUCUAGGAUUAAUAACAGCGCAUGCAUACUGAUGUUCCUUAUUCCUUUCAGCAUGUGAUGAGGCACCAUCCAGGUGUCAGCCAUUGGCCCCUUUCUGUACCUGUGCCCUCUUCCAUCAGCCUACGUAAAACGGAAGUUACUAACUAAUACCGUUCCAGCUUACUUAGCCAGAUGGUAAUUUACAGUUUACACCCGAAUUGCCAGUGAUUUCCAUCAUUAUCGUUAUCCCCGAUCACUGGCUGAUAUCAUACCCUCAGUCACUGGCUCGUAUGGCAUCACCCGAACACUAAAACCUCGAGCACCUCCACGACUGAUUGCUGAGGUUUUGUCCACAGCAAUUGUUGACAUGCACCACAGUAUCUGUCAGUCACAUGCCUGUUUCUUUCAGCUAAACUCAACUGUUGUUCGUUCUUCGUGUGUGUUGGAGAUUUCACAAGACAGAGACAGGGGCAGAGGGAGAAUCCAAGCGAGUAGCUAAGCCUCGCAGUCGCAGCCAUCCACGAGAUUAACUAGGCUAGUAGAAACAGUCUGGUCCUCAUGUGCAUCAUCCCCUCUCCUCCACCCCGGAACAAAAACCCCUCGCCUCGCGGCCGCGGUCACAUGCCGUUGCCGCUUGCCGGUUUGUGUUUGCCUUAAUUGGCCGCGGCCCCUCCAUCCCAUCCCUCCCUCCUCCUCCUGUCCUGCGCCGCUCCAUACCUCACCACUGCUCACUGCCAGUAUUCAGGGGGAGCGUUAAUGGCUAGCUAGCGCGCCAUUCCCCAAGCCAGCCACACAUGCACACUGCGCCGUGCAUUCACUUCCCUCCCUCCUCACGCACGCAUUCAGCACUGUGCAGCCGCUGCUCUCCCCUACCCCUGCCCUGCUGCAUCUGCAACAGCUAAACUGACUCUUCAAAGGGAGACAUAGGAUCCAUGGUGUGGAAGAGCUGGGGACGGCGGCUGCUGCUCAGCGCCGUGGUGCUCCUGUUCUCGGGCGCGGCGGGCGGUGCUGCUGCCGGCGACGUCUCCCUCAGCCUGACCAGCGCCCCGCCGCGGGUCUCGACGUCGGCGUCGGCGGUGUUCGCCUUCCGAGCCGUGCAGAGCAGCGGCUGGACCUGCUGGGACUGCGCCAUCACCUGCAAGUUGGACGGUGAACGAAGAUCGGACUGCUGGGGCAACGGAAAUGGGACGGAGGUGGUGACCUUUGCCGGACUCAAGGACGGCAACCACACAUUCGCGGCGUGCGCGACGCCGAGAUCAGGAUCAGGAAGCAGCGCCGGCCCGACCUGCGCCACCUACGCCUGGGAUGUUGACACCGUUCCUCCGACGGCGACGGUGGCGGCGGAGUCGGCCUUCACGGCCGCGCCCAACGUCUCGGUGCUCGUCUCCCUCAGCGAGCCGUGCCCGGGCGGCGGCGGCUUCACGUGCAACGCCACCUACUGCGACCUCAUCGUGUACGGGCCCGGCCGCGUGGAGCCGUCCACCCUGGAGGCCGUCGAGCCCGGCCUGCGGUACUCCGUCGCCGUGUCGCCGUCGCCGGACGUGGACUACGGGCGCAUGAUCCUGGUGAUGCGCCGGGGGUUCUGCACCGACGUGGCCGGCCACCGCUUCCGGAGGAGCUCCAACUCGAGCUUCACCCUCCGCUUCGACAAAAGGAGCGAUUCCAUGAACAUCACCGCCAGCAUCCCGCAGAAGCUCCUGCAGAUCCAAGGCGCGAUGAGGGUGGUCGAGGCCACCAACGACGACAGGGAGCUGAGGAUAUACAUGUCCUUCGCCGAGCCGGUGAUGAACACGUCCGCGGAGAUACUCGCCGCUCUCACCGCGACCGGGGCCGUGCUGACGCCGACCAACAGGAGCACGCUCGGCAACCGUCGGUUCGGUUUCGUCGUGAACAAGAUAUCGAGCACAGCUGUUGUGACUGUUGCAUGUGAUACGAGUUCUGUAAUCAGCAGACAGGGGACCCCGGUUUAUUCAUCACAACCAUUCACAUUUCUAUACGAUACGCGACGGCCUUCUGUUAAACUGGCCACGUCGACCGUCAGGACAAGCUCACACACCAUCCCCGUCUUGAUCAAGUUUGAAAAGCCUGUGUUUAACUUCACCUCCUCCGCAGUGCAGCUUUCCGGGGGCAAACUAUUGAGCUUCCAUGAAGCUAGUAAGAGCAUAUACACAAUGCAGAUCCUGGCAGUUGACAAGCUGGUUUCGGUCCAGGUUGCUGAGAACACAGCUCAGGACGUGGCUGGGAAUCCCAAUCUGCCAUCAGACCGCCUCCAAGUGAGACACUAUUCUGUCCCUGCAUCGUCUUCAUCAAUCGCAAUCAUCGCCACCGUAAUAUUUGCAGCAACCGCCAUCGUCGCCACACUGCUCACCGUCUCCACAUCAUCGCUCAUUGCAUCCGGCGCCAUGGCAAGGCCUUCGUCUUACUCCAUCUCCGAGCCAUCACGAAAUCUUCUGAGAAUGGCAUGCCAGAUCCAGAUCUUUGCUCUGUCGAGAUGGCUGUCGAUAAAUCUGCCGGUGGAGUACUACGAGCUGGCCAAGGGGAUAGAGUGGACAAUUCCGUACAUUCGGCUUCCGUGGGAGGGUCCCUCUGCAGAUCCAUUCGUGGGCUACUCCACCAUGCCGGCCAUUGCGUACUCGGAGCUGGUGGACAGGAGUGAUGUGGUACAGGCUGAUCCCUACUACCCUGGAGCUGCACCAGGUGGUCAGCAGCAGAUUAUGCCGAUGCAGAUACCGGUAGAAGGGAAGCCGCCAGCGAUCCCGCUGCAGACCCCGGCGUUGGAUGGGAAGCCGCUGACCGCCAUGGAGUACCGAUCUUUCUUUGAGAAUCAGGACAUGAAGCCCGAAGCACAGAUUAUCAUGAAGCUGCAAGAUUUGGACGGGUGGAAAUACUUCGGAAGAAACAUGUUGUGGCUGGGUGUCAUUGGGGGAGGCCUCAUGCUGCUGCAUCUUCUUCUCCUCCUCUACUUGAGAUUAAGGUACAGAGGAGGCACAGGAAAGUACGGAGCACUCGUCCUCCCUAGGUUUGAGAUCAUGCUUGCAAUCCUUGCGAUACCUUGUGUAUCCCAAGCGUCUGCAGCACUCAUCAGAGGUGGGACUACCGGAGGGCUCGCCGUCGGGAUCGUGCUCAUCGGCAUCUUGACGGCGUUCCUGGUGGCCCUGCUGCUGUUCCUGUCGCUGGGCAUCACGACGGGCAGGCUGCUGCAGUACAAGGAGGUGCACCAGGAGGGGCAGGAGCACCGGUGGUACCAGGAGAUCGUGAGGCGGACGCUCGGCCCCGGCAAGCGCGGGCAGUGGACGUGGAAGGACCCCGGCCGCGCCGCGCGGCUCGUCAAGCUCGGCCCGCUGUUCGAGGACCUGCGCGGCCCGCCCAAGUACAUGCUGACGCAGAUCGUGGUGGGCGGGGGCGGGAAGCGGGCGGCGGCGGACCAGCGGAUCAUGGCGUCGGAGGACGAGAACGAGGACGCGGAGGCGCCGGUGAUCCAGAAGGUGUUCGGCAUCCUGAGGAUCUACUACACGUUCCUCGAGUCGGUGAAGCGGGUGGCGCUGGGCAUCGUGGCGGGCGCGCACGCGUCGUCGGGCAGGUCGUCGCGGGCGCACGCCGUCGUGGUGCUGGCCGUCGCGUCGUUCCAGCUCUUCUUCAUGCUGCUCAAGAAGCCCUUCAUCAAGAAGCGGGUGCAGCUGGUGGAGAUCGUGGCGGUGGCCAGCCAGGUGUUCGUCUUCGCCGCCUGCCUCGUGCUCAUCGACAGGAACAGCGGCGAGCUGGAGGAGGUCGAGGAGAGCGGCGGCGUGGGGAUCGCCAUGCUCGGCGUCUUCUCGCUGGCGUUCGCGGCGCAGGUGUGCAACGAGUGGAACGCGCUGUACCGGCAGGUGCAGUUCCUGAGCCCCGACAGGAGCUCCUUCCUGGAGGGCACCAAGGCGGCCUCGGUCGGGCUGCUGCUGCUGGUGCUCCCGUCGUCGGUGCUGGGCGACCCGCUGGCGGGCCAGCAGCAGGAGCCGUCGCCGGAUAGCGGCGGCGGCAUGGGUCAGACGGUGCCGGGCGAGGCUCUGAGGAGUUCGAACGAGCGGUCGUGGCUUGGGCAGCUGCGCGAGAUGGCCAAGGCGAGCUUCAGCAGGGACGGGGAGGACCCGUCCAGCAGCACCGCGUACAAGGGGAAGAGGAGCCGGAGCUCGUCGGUGACGUCGCAGUCCGCGGACUCCAAGGCCAAGGGGGAGUGGAGGCCCAAGUCCAAGGCGCUGCACAAGGAUUUGGAGGCCAUCUUCUCCAACAGGUAGGUAAGCAGGCUCGCGGGUCCAUCAUGGUUGGCAAGUGAUGUGAGAAAUAAGAUAGAAUCAGCUGGAUAAACAGGGUCUACUAAAAAAAAGAUCUGGAUAAGCAGGGAAGUGGAAACACUGCACAUACUAGCAAUAGGAAUAUGCCGUUUAAUUUGACACAAAAAUCAUCACUAGGUGUAUGUGUGGUAGCAUUAUUGUCACAAGAUCAUUCAUGUCCAUGAUAGAAUGAGUUCUUCAUAAUCA
Messenger RNA from Triticum aestivum (bread wheat), 6856 nucleotides. RefSeq lists its product as uncharacterized. Lineage: Eukaryota; Viridiplantae; Streptophyta; Magnoliopsida; Poales; Poaceae. Bases 3275 to 6613 code for a protein of 1112 amino acids. The record is from RefSeq and is a predicted model, not a curated record. The transcript is spliced from 18 exons.